UACAAUAUUGCAGUAUAGAUCUAGACGCCUCUUCUGAAAAGAAUGAGAGUAAAAAAAAUUGCAACGCGGGAAAUCCCGUUUUUCUGUGCACGAAAGCACCAACAAAGAUAGCACCACGACUUGCUUUGAGAGUUUGAAUCCGGAAACCAAAAAUAGACAACCAAAGAUCUGGCUAGAUCUUCACUUCCAGAGUGUCCGUGUCAUCAAUAGACCUACCAGACAGACAGACGGCGCUGACAGACGGCGCUGACAGACGGCUAGUUUUUUACAAUCUAAAAUUGUAGAUACGUUCCAAAAGAAGGAAGAAGACGACACAGACCCAUGAUCCGGGUACACAAAUGCCGGGUGAAGCUCCCACCCCUCCAGAUGUCCCACACCCCUCUCGCCCCGCCCCCACACCUGACCAGACCUCCCCACACCGACACUGAUCACCACAGUCCGCCUCCCAGAGAUGUGUUCACGAGCAGAGUCUGCUCCCUCAAGGUCACACCUUCAGGGGGACCCUCAGAUAUUGAGUACUUGAAGGGGCCACCGAGAACCCUUUCAAACGAGCUCUCCGCGCAGCUAAAGACAAAGGUGGACGGACGGGUUCAGGGAGCAGCGACGACUAUGACGAGUCGCCAUGCGAGACAUAUUCUGACGAUGAUGAUGACGACAACAGCAAGAAGGAGAGAAGGACGACGAGGAAGAAGAGGACGGGGGAGGGUAUCGGCAGUCACAACACGUCUAUACGGACUAUCAGCGAGGAGUCGUUCCCCUAAUCACCUUUGUAAUGUGAUCGCUCGAUCGCUGUGAGUGACAACAUGACUCGAAGUAUCUAUCCGGAGACGGCUAGAUCGGAGAUAAACCAAUCAAAAUGCUUUGGCAUGUGCCUUGAGACCAAGUAAAAAAAAAAUCUGGGGGGUUACAGGGGGGCACACCCCUCUGUUUUAACCCAUAAUUUGAUAUUUUGCUGUUAGGUUUGAACUCUUCUUGAAAUAACUGAUUUGCUAAAGUUUUAGUUGGUAUGCGGGUGAUCUGCAGCAAAUAAAACGCAGUUUGACCCUCCCCCCUCCCAAAGCAGUGCAUCUGUAUGCAGGAGUGCCUCUCCGAAUAGUUCCUGGGUGCUCGCCGGAGACGUCUCCGAAUAUCUUCUGCCAACAUGACUUGACGAGACAGAUUGAUGAACAAAGAUUUCUGACAAUGUCCUCUGUCGUGGUACAUUAUGUUUUAUUACAAAUGUGUCUUGUUUCUUUACGUACUAUACUGUGUUCACUAUACGACCGUAAUGCAGUUUUGCUUACAUAUUAAAGAUACAUUUUUA
This is a messenger RNA of Aplysia californica (California sea hare), 1303 nucleotides long. RefSeq lists its product as uncharacterized. NCBI's taxonomy places the organism in Eukaryota, Metazoa, Mollusca, Gastropoda, Aplysiida, Aplysiidae. The record is from RefSeq and is a predicted model, not a curated record.